This is a messenger RNA of Rhinichthys klamathensis goyatoka, 4636 nucleotides long. RefSeq names its product forkhead box K1 (gene foxk1). Gene Ontology annotation, biological process: regulation of transcription by RNA polymerase II. NCBI's taxonomy places the organism in Eukaryota, Metazoa, Chordata, Actinopteri, Cypriniformes, Leuciscidae. The transcript has 9 exons. Gene Ontology annotation, molecular function: RNA polymerase II cis-regulatory region sequence-specific DNA binding; DNA-binding transcription factor activity, RNA polymerase II-specific; protein binding. Bases 198 to 2111 code for a protein of 637 amino acids. The record is from RefSeq and is a predicted model, not a curated record.
UUAUUUCGCACUAACUGUUUUAAAACGAGUGAAGUGUAGACGAGUGAUUAAAGCGCACCACGCUCCCGUCCAAUAAUCCAUGACGUGUUUUCCACGCGCCAUCUCCAUGUUUUGACUACCACCACCAACAGCAACACAGUGAACCCUACCAACACAUAGCCGUUGCGCUUGCAAUCCCCUCUGUGUUUUUCAACAAAAUGGCUGAUUUUGGGGAUGAUACCGGAGCGAGAGCCCUGCUUGCCCUCAAAUCUGCUCCUUGUAGCCCGGUGGCUAUUUCUAUCCCGCCCGUGUACACUUUCUCCUCCUCGACUUCGCCCGGGAUCAUAUCAUCCAUGCCCCUCUCCCCUCCGUCGCAGGCCCUCGCUCGCCUGGAAGGCAGGGACUUCGAGUUCGUCAUGCGCCAGAAGACGGUGACCGUGGGGCGGAAUUCGUCGCACGGCUCCGUGGAUGUCAACAUGGGCCACUCGAGCUUCAUAUCCAGGAGACAUUUGCAGAUCACCUUCGAGGAGCCGCAUUUCUACUUGCGCUGUCUCGGCAAGAACGGUGUGUUUGUCGACGGCGUUUUCCAGAGGAGAGGCGCACCUCCACUUCUCCUACCGAGGGAGUGCACAUUUCGAUUUCCCAGCACAGUGAUAAAGAUUCAGUUUACAGUGCUCUACCACAAGGAGACACAGAAGGAGGAGGCUCCUGUAUCCCCUGUGAGACCCCUUUACCCACAAAUAUCUCCGCUGAAAAUCAGCAUUCCUGAAAAUGACUUCAGAAGUAUGAUGAGUCCCCUGCCUUCGCCGACUGGAACUAUCAGCGUUCCCAAUUCCUGCCCAGCGAGCCCUCGGGGCGCAGGUUCUUCGGGAUACCGCUACGGCCGCAACAUCACAUCAGAUCUCCAGCUGGCAGCUGAGUUUGCUGCCAAGGCUGUGUCAGAACAGCGCACUGAAGCCACGGGAGGAGACAGUCCUAAGGAUGAGUCCAAACCUCCAUACUCGUACGCUCAGCUGAUAGUCCAGGCCAUCUCGUCUGCACCGGACAGACAGCUAACACUAAGUGGCAUCUACGCUCACAUCACCAAGCAUUAUCCCUACUACAGGACGGCCGACAAGGGCUGGCAGAACUCCAUUAGACACAACCUGUCUCUCAACCGCUACUUUAUUAAAGUGCCGCGCUCACAGGAAGAGCCAGGCAAAGGUUCGUUCUGGCGCGUGGACCCCUCAUCAGAGGCCAAGUUGGUGGAGCAGGCCUUCAGAAAGCGUCGGCAGAGAGGGGUGUCCUGCUUCCGCACGCCCUUCGGCCCACUGUCCUCCAGGAGUGCUCCAGCGUCUCCCACCCACUCCGGCCUCCUCUCUCCACACUCGAGCGGCCUCCAGACCCCCGACUGUCUGUCACGGGAAGGAUCCCCAGUGUCACAUGAGCAUGACUUUGGCUCCAAGCUUGCGUCUGUGCCCGAGUACCGAUACUCCCAGAGUGCACCAGGCUCUCCAGUGAGCGCCCAUCCUGUAAUCAUGGCCGUACCAUCUCAGUCCUCAGCCGCCAUCCCCAAGCCUGUGACUUACAUGCCGGCCUCCAUCAUUAGCUCCUCCCAGGCCUCUGGUCAGGCCAUCCAUGUGGUGCAGCAGGCGCCAGCUGUCACCAUGGUCCGUGUAGUGACCACCUCUACCAGCUCCCCCAAUGGCUACAUCCUGGCUAACACCACCUCAAGCUCAGGAGAGGGACCUGGAGAUCAAAGAGUGGAUGAGAUGCCUAUGGUUGGCAGUAGAGUUAUUCAGGCUGUAGGGAGUCACAUAAGCUCGGCCAAUAGGGGGCAGCAGAGCUACACUGUUGUCCAGCAGAGCGCCAUUCACCACCUUCCUGUGCAGACCAUUUCUCAGAAUGGCAAACAUGCUCUUCCUAUCAGCAGUGUACCAACCAGUGCUUACGCCCUUACCAAUCCUCUUCAGAUCUUGGCUGCCCAGGCUUCAACAUCCCCACCUGUGCUGGUCAACAGGCCCUCCAGCAUGGAAACCAACGAGUCCAGCAUCAACGAGCCCGAGCUCAAACGGCCCAAAAUGGAGGAGGACAGUGUCGCUCCAGUCCCUCAGCCUGUUAUUGUUGCAAUGAACCAAGAGGCCAGUGAAUGAAUAAGUGAGUGAACGAGUGAGCCAAUGACGGAUCAUUAAACCACAUCUCACAAUAUCGUUAAACAUAUUGAGGGAAACGUGUUUGGUUUUCUUUAAAACGAGAACUUCAAAGUUUUGUAAACGCCCGACACGGGUAACUGAUCGAAUGUCUUUGUAAGAAGAGGUUUAAGCGUCUUUGUAUCAUGGGGGUUAAUUCAUUGAUCUACAUCUGGCAGCAUUAAAAUUCAAUGCUCACAGUUUUAAAUUUGUAGGGGUUUUUAAUCUUGUAAGAAUGUUUGAAAGAAGUAUGAAGAGAGGUACAUGUGCUUAAAGACACCAGCUAGGCAUGUGCGCCCAGGUAGUUCCUCACAAGGUACAUCUGAGAGAGAGAGUUCUUCUUUUCAGGAUGGGGUGGGACCAAUACCUAUGCAGCUAUUACAGUCUGAGACCAUGAGUCUCUCUGAAUUGAAACAGUAUAUAAAAAGGGUCACAUAAAGCUGUGCGUCACUGCAGUUACCUGUGUGGCCUGUGUGAGGAUUUAUUUAUCUCUGUUAAAAUAAAAGACUAUCUUUAAUGAAAUAAUAUGUUAAUACUCAAAGCACACAGUAGACCACAAGAAAUGAAUAGAUAAGAUAGAGGCCUUUUCUAGCUGGAGAUCUUUAACCUACAUUAUUAUUCUGGGGAGGAUUCUUACCUUGCUUGCUUACUACAAAGAGACAUGUCUAGAAAAAUGCUUAUUUCUUAAUUGGUCUGUGUUUAGCGGAAAAAUUAAAAAGAACUCAAUGAAUGUAAGUAGCGUUUGUUUAUUUGUUCGUGGCACCCACUUUUGACCUAAACUAUAUAUUAGACCAUUAGAAUGUCUUUGUAGAUACAUUUUUGAUGUUCUGUUAUAAAAACAAAUUGAAUAACUGUUUGAAGUUCAUCGCAGUCGUAUUGGUCAAUCCCCAUUAGCACUUGGCCAAAAGAAAUCCUGAUUGCAUCGAUGGAUGAAUGCAAGCACAUGAUACCAAAUGCUUUUCCAGACCCAGGAAUGUAACUGUUGCAGAGGCUGUUUCUUCACUGACUUUCUGUGAUCCCUUAAUAAUCACAGAAGCCACUAAAUGAAUGUUAAGUAUUUUUCUGAGAGUUCAAGAAACCUAUUUUUUAGGAAUAUACACAAUGUCAGCCUUUAAUGAGACUUUCUAGUUUUACUAAGAGAAGAGUAAAUAUAUAUUGUUGAAGUUAUUAAAAUGUGCUUUCAAGACAAUCACUAACAGGAUUCAGUUCAGAAACCGCUUUGUAUGUUGCAAAUUAUACACACCACAAAUGUGCAGUGAAGUACCCUAGAGUACUUGAAGUGAGCCACUGUGUGUAUGCUAACGUAGUCGUACAGUGACAGCCGUACCUUUUGUAGUAGAAAUCGAAACUUCAACAGACCAAAUACAUAUCCUCAUUAUUAGUGCCUUAGUGCUCAGGACUAACUAAAAAUCAUUGUGAUGUACUACUUAAAGACAACUUCAUCAAACUUGCCUACUAAUAAGUUAAUUCGCAGGUUUGAAUGAAUGAACACAUCUUGCAAGAAAAAAUGAACAACGCAGCAUCCUGCCUGUGUAACAAUGGAGGGAUUGUAGAGCCCUAGAAGAACAGAUGAGGGUGACUAUUCGUGUUGUGACUGGAAGGGACUGAGCAAUAUGAUAAAAGUAGACAGGAAAUGAAAUCUCGCUGGCAUCAUUUGCAAGCUUCAAAACUUCUUAUAGCUCAGCUGAGAAAUGCAUAAAUCAAGAGGAAUCUGACAGUAAAAAAGGUCUUUUGGAGGUUUUAAAAGCAUCAAAAGAACAUUUGGAUUCCAACAAUGCAGAUAUCAAUGUAAAAAAUAUAGAGAUUGGACCUAGUUGAUUAGAUGUUACCCUUUGUUUCAUGUCAUCACAAUGUGGGCUACAAUAAACAAAAUUAAUGAGAGAACCACUAUUCCAUUUGAAGUAUACGUUUAUUUGAAACAAAAGAAUAUGUCCUUCAUGACUGGCCUGUAUGCUUUUUUUUUUCUUUCUUUCUUAAAUUCAUUUGAGAUCAUUAUGGAAUAACCAAUGGAAUGGUGAAACAAACAUUGUCAUUGUUAACACAAUCAACGUACAGAAUUAGCUGUCACUGCCUAAAUGUUUUUCAUUCAAAAAAUUAACAAUCUGCCACAGUGUCUGUACGUAUAUAUAACCAUGGAGUAUUUUUAUCACAAAGAUAUUCUGAUUUUUUAAUUAUUAUUCCUUUUUGUGCUUGUUUUGUUCUGUUCAUUGCUAUUUGCAUAUGCAAGUGUUUAUACACUAAACAUGUCUAAUUUAAACUGUUUCCUUUCUUUUUUCAAACAAGUUGAAAGAUAUAAUCUGUUUCCACUGUACACAAAACACCCCUUAAAUCCCCCUGCUUUAUGAGAUCUUGCCAUACAUCUGUGAAUGUCCACUGGUUUGUCUUUUAAUGUGUAUUUAACUACACAAUGUGUAUGAGGGCUUUUCUUCUGUCCAUGCAGUUUAUGCAAUGGUGUACCUGGAAUUAAUAAAAAAUACUUCACUGGCUAA